UUUUCCUUCUUUAUUAUGCAUUUUCGGCCGGUGCGACUUAUACUCCGAAAAAUACGGUACUUCGUUUUCAUUUAGUGUACUCGGGAACAGGCACAGUGCGCUCAACCGGUAAGUUCGCUGAUAUUAGCUUUCUGCUCUUUCAUUAGAAAAUGUGCAAAUGUACUGAUUUUUACGGAAGAAAAAUGUUAAACGAUUGUAAUCGCACAGAAAAUAUUAAUAUAUUUAGUUUUAAUAUAGCAAAGAUGGAUAUAAAAACAAUAUUACAAGAGUUUGGAUGAAGUCUGUACGCACACACCAUUCAAAUAUAAUAAACAUAGUUGUAAGUAGUCAAAGUACUUGUGUGUAGUAAUACUGUGGUAGUUGAAAUAGUCGUAAUAUAAGUAGUAAACUAGUAGUUGUAGGUACAGUAGUACUAUUAGUGGGUCGUGUCUCUUUAAGAGCAGAUGACGUAGUGCUUGGGAAUGAAAUCACGUGACCCAAACAGCUGAACACAGAAGAAAACAAGCGAGGAAGGACUAGAUUAAUACGGUACUAUAUAGGUGUACACGGUACUAUGUAGGUGUAUACGGUACUAUGUAGGUGUAUACGGUACUAUAUAGGUGUAUACGGUGGUAUAAAAAUAUUACGUGUAUUGUGGCUAAAUUUGACCGGAAGUACAAAUAUGGGCACUUCACUACACCAACGUUGAACAUCGAAACAUUAUUUCAAGAGGCGCCGGUUUCCAUUCUGGUGUAGCAAGAAGGAGGAGGUUCCUGUGGCAUGACGACGACAUACAAAGGAAAUAAAGCCUUAAAGGUCAAACGAGAGCCAGGUGAGAAUGGCACCAGCUUGACAGACGACGAACUGGUGACCAUGUCGGUGCGUGAGCUCAACCAGCACUUCCGAGGACUCUCCAAGGAAGAGAUCCUACAACUGAAGCAGCGUCGACGCACCCUGAAGAAUCGGGGCUAUGCCGCCAGCUGCCGGGUAAAGCGAGUCUCUCAAAAGGAAGAGCUGGAAAAUCAGAAGGCGCUGCUGCAAGAAGAAGUGGACAAACUGGCUAAUGAGAAUGCUUCCAUGCGUCAGGAGGUGGACACUCUUAGGUCUAAGUAUGAGGCCUUACAGACCUUUGCCAGGACCGUGGCCAGGAACCCCAGUGUGGGGGUCGGAUUCAGGGCCGGCGUGGGAGGGGUAGCGUCGUCCAUCAUUGGUCAACUCAAACCAGGAAAGGUGGCAACGACGACAAGCGUGAUUACAAUAGUCAAGUCAAAAGCAGAUGCACGGUCUUGAGGGGAAUAGGUUGACUUGAGGGUUUUGAGGGAUGUGUUUUCCACCUUUCCUCCUUCAGCAUUCACCCAUGGACACCUACCUGAAAUCUGUGCAGGUGAGGAACCAUACCUACCUAAUCUCAGCACAAGUGAAAGACCAUACCUACCUGAAUUCAGUGUACAUGAAGAACCAUUAACACCUGUAGUCAGUGUACUUGAAGUGUACCUACCUGAAGUCAGCGCAGGUGAAGGACCAUGCCUACCUGAAGUUAGCGCAGGUGAAGGGCCAUACCUACCUGAAGUUAGCGCAGGUGAAGGGCCAUACCUACCUGAAUUCAGUGUACAUGAAGAACCAUUAACACCUGUAGUCAGUGUACUUGAAGUGUACCUACCUGAAGUCAGCGCAGGUGAAGGACCAUGCCUACCUGAAGUUAGCGCAGGUGAAGGGCCAUACCUACCUGAAGUUAGCGCAGGUGAAGGGCCAUACCUACCUGAAUUCAGUGUACAUGAAGGACCAUGCCUACCUGAAGUCAGUGUACAUGAAGGACCGUACCUCCCUGAAGUUAGCGCAGGUGAGACACCAUGCUGAAGUGAGGAAUGAUCCGAUGACCAUUUGGAUUAAUCAUAAUUCAUCACAGGUUAUUACUUGCAUAAUUUGAAUCAACUUAAAAGAGCCCAAUAUUUUUUCACAAAUGCAAUUCUUAUUGUCAAAAUGUCAUACAGGAAUAAUUCCCAAAUGUUUUACUUAAAUGCACGUCAUUUAUUUGUUGAUCAAUUGGUCACAAUUUUAUCUACAGUACAGUGAGGGUUUAUUUUGAAGGGAAAUUUGCUAUAGAGCACACUAUCACUGACACAUGCAUUGACCUGAUGACUGACCGUACAACAACAACAACUUGCUUUCAGGUUAAAGUAGAGGAUACUUCAUUAAAUUGCGUCUAUACAUUAUUAUGGCAAUCAUUUUUGGUGAUUAAUAACAUGAGUUCACUGAUAUAUA
Molecule: messenger RNA, 2241 nt
Organism: Entelurus aequoreus (snake pipefish)
Lineage: Eukaryota; Metazoa; Chordata; Actinopteri; Syngnathiformes; Syngnathidae
Gene: mafgb
Product: v-maf avian musculoaponeurotic fibrosarcoma oncogene homolog Gb
Exons: 3
Coding region: 760-1269 (169 amino acids)
Biological process (GO): regulation of transcription by RNA polymerase II; regulation of epidermal cell differentiation
Cellular component (GO): nucleus
Molecular function (GO): DNA-binding transcription factor activity, RNA polymerase II-specific; RNA polymerase II cis-regulatory region sequence-specific DNA binding
Source: RefSeq, a predicted model, not a curated record